Molecule: messenger RNA, 953 nt
Organism: Paramacrobiotus metropolitanus
Lineage: Eukaryota; Metazoa; Tardigrada; Eutardigrada; Parachela; Macrobiotidae
Exons: 2
Coding region: 101-676 (191 amino acids)
Source: RefSeq, a predicted model, not a curated record
UCAUAUUGCAGCAUUCCUCCUUAAAACAUCGAACAUGUUCUUCCGAAAGUCAUAAGGGAAAGGAAACGGAAACGGUUGAUACGGCAAUUUGACAAUAAUCAUGAGUUCGUAUUUGUCCAUCCAUAAUGACACCGACGACAACUGGUAUAUCAAAUUAUCUUAUGAUCAAAAAGCUGUCAAAGUUGCCGGGACCAUUUUAACCGUCUUUGGCACAGUGGCAUCGGCGGGAGCGCUAGCCUUAAAGGUCAUCGCCGUCAAAGGCGGUAUGGCGGCAGCGGCUACAGCCAUCGGUGCAACAACGACUGUGUUGGACACGUCCCUCUUGUCGGCGUCCAGUAAAACGGUGGAGCUCAUGACGCUGGGAUUGGACGCCAGUGAGGGGCACCAAGCCAAAGAUGGAUCAUACUGCUUACGACCAGGAGAGACAAAGCGGUACAAAAUGAGCCUUUCCUUGUGGCAGCAGUGCAGUGCUGUGCGGUACCGAUUCAAUCCGAGUGACCCCGAGGAGAUCCUCAUUGAGGAGUUAAAGAUGCGGCCUCUCUUCAGUGGGUCGUCGGUUAAUUCGGAGCGGGUGUAUUAUAUAAAGGAACAUCUGGAACAUAAAUUUGCCGAGUUUUCAACGAUUCGCAGAAUACCGCGGCCGGAGCAAUGGAAUACAGCUGAACUGCAGAAGUAAUUUUACAGUUAGUGAGUAAGAUGUGCUAAUUUUGUACAGAUAUACGACAGAGUUCCAGAGCUACCUACAGUUGUGGUCUAUCUGUACCAUAUAUGCAGAAGUGAGGUUUGUGCGUUGUAUCCUAGCCGAGAUCACCCGUCGCUACAAGCUUUUUGUGUUUUGUGAAUACUCGAUGUCAUUUCCUCAUUUAAUUCGCACACUUUCUACUGGUGAAUGAUGUUUUCGAAGCGAGCUGACCGCAUUAUCGCUUAACAUUUACCUAAACAUACUUUUUGCA